Messenger RNA from Pichia kudriavzevii, 1722 nucleotides. RefSeq lists its product as uncharacterized. The transcript has a single exon. Bases 1 to 1722 code for a protein of 573 amino acids. Gene Ontology annotation, biological process: tRNA methylation. The record is from RefSeq and is a predicted model, not a curated record. NCBI's taxonomy places the organism in Eukaryota, Fungi, Ascomycota, Pichiomycetes, Pichiales, Pichiaceae. Gene Ontology annotation, cellular component: tRNA (m1A) methyltransferase complex.
AUGUUGAGGGUUCAUAGAGAUCUGCUGAAAUCUCAAUUCAAACUUAACCAUACCAGUAGGAGGUUUAUUUCGGACAAGUUUGAAGUGGGCGAUUAUGCCAUCAUUACACCACUGAAAAAAUCAUCAACUAAAAAAACAUGGUUAACUAGACCUUUAAAAGACUCACCGUCAGCUAAGGCGAAUUUGAACUUUGGUAGUAUUCCACAUUCGGAGUUGUUAAACUCCUCUCCGAUGGGAAAAGUCCAUACCAUUGAAACACGUUCCCAGCUUGCUAAAUAUGUAUGUUCUCGUCCGACCCUUGAACAAUGGAUUAAUUAUUCCAAGCGAAUGGCAGCUCCAAUUUACUCCUUGGAUGCACAAGCAAUAGUUUCCUUGACGGACAUGCACAUUGACUAUCCGGAGCCGCCAACAGAAGAUGGCGCAACGGUCACACCGUUACAAUUUUUAGAGGCCGGUACUGGCCACGGUAGUUUGACCAUGGCUAUUUCGAAAGCUUUACAUCCAGCUAAUGCGUUAGCACAUUAUUCCAAAGAUUUGAAUUUGCGUGGUGCUGUCUUGCACACUAUUGAUUGUGACAAGAACCAUAGCAUAACAGGUAAGAGAACUGUGAAAGGUUUCAGAAGAGGUAUAUAUGAAAAGAAUGUUGAGUUCCACGUUUGUGAAAGUCCUAGUAAGUGGAUUGAAUCAGAGGAAGGUCAUAAUUGGAUUGGGAUAGAGAAAAUUUCGAAGAAACUCCAGAAUCUAGACUAUGACCCUGAUGAACCAAAUGCGUUUUUAUCUGGUAUUUUUCUAGAUAUGCCAAACUAUCAUGAGGAAAUGAUUAAAUUGACCCCAUACUUGAAAACUGGAGGGUUUGUUGUAGUUUUUUGUCCAAGUAUUACACAGAUUGUAGAUGCGAUAGAACUCAUUGCAAUUAAGAAUGAAGAAUUGUCUAAAUUGGAUCCACCGAAUUCUCUACAUUUAGAGCAUGAAAGGACAGUUCAACUGUUGGAUGGAGCAGGGGGUGGUUUGAAAGAAUGGGAUACAAGAAGAACCAAAAUUAGAGCAACAGGUAAAACGGCUUAUUCUGUACGCCCGAAAGUUGGUAUUAGAACUGUCGCAGGUGGUUUUGUCUCUAUAUGGAGAAAAACAGGUAAAGAUGUUAAUCUUGAAAUGGAGCUUGAUUUGAUUGACAACUAUGAACCUAAACCUAAAGAAGAAGCUUCUCCUGUUAAACAAGAGGAAAAAACCUCUGCGGGGGAACUUGCUAGCAAAGCGUUUCCGGUUAAUUCCAACUCUUCAUCGGAAAGGAAGUUAACAAAAGAAGAAAAAUUAGCACUGUUUUCUGAUGACCUUCUAUCUUCAACAUCAGACGUUUUCCAAGAAAUCGAAGAAGCCAAAGAAAAUGAAGAGAUUUUGGAAGAUGAAUUAGCCACCCAAUCUCAGCUUGAUUUAUCUACAGUAAACCAAGACUUUAAAGUUGAAGAGGCUACGCUGAUUCCACAUUCAGUCUUGCAUACUGUUUAUCGUUCUCAUCAUGGCGACCCUGACGUAUAUGCAGGAUAUAUGGCGAAUGUUUAUGCGCUCGAAACUAUGGUUCCUGACGAUUUAAUUGAGGAAGUGACAUAUGGGGGCGAAGUUAAGGAAGCAAGAAACCCGGGGAUAACAGAGGCAUCUGGUGUGUCUGAGUCAGCAGGGAAAAAAACAAAUGUGAAAAAGACAUGGACAAAACAUAGUCUAUAG